UUAAGAAACAUUUUAUACGCACAAGUCAACGUCCUGGGCAAAUAACGAGUUAAGGUGUUUUUCUUCAAACGUUUUGAAGAUUCGAACAGGGCGCUUAAGGUUGCGACGCCGUGAGAAUUAAAUGAACUCUCGACGAAUCGUUAAAUGAACUUUUCGAAACGAAUAGUUUUCGUUCGGCAGGCGCCAUCUUGUGACUACGAUGAGAAGAACAAGCUCCCUUCGAUGAAACCUGUCAUCCAGGUAUAUUCUACUCACCCAACACCGUCAGCCUGGUUCCUUUUCCAAAGUAAGCUUCGUCGUAGCUGUCACAGUGACCAAACACCGAGCAGCAAACUCUCGAGCCCCUGGAUCCUGGCUCACCUUGGCUGGAGCGUUGACAUUCCCUGUGUGGUAGCCGAUCUGCAGGGAGCCGAGCACGGCCGCCAGGAUGGAGAUCAGGAGCGUGGCGGUCAGAUGGCUCUGGAAGGUCACAGGAGCUGGCGUCGACCACAGCUACCAAGGCACAUGUUCAGUCUCAACAUGAGGGAAUUUGUCAAGAAUCGGUGGUGGGGUCUUCAUCGCGUCGCCCACUUUGGCCACUACGGCCAGGCUGCCGGAGCGGCAGCAGCAGGCGGAGACUCGGAGGCAGGAGCUGCGGAGGAAGGAGCAGGUGGAGAGAGAACGCGGACUCGCUGGAUGCGUUUCACCGACGCGGACGCCGAAGAAACCGAACCGUCGCGACGUUUCUGCUCGGCUUUUAUUCAGUGUGCGGGGACUGUGAGUCUCAUCUGCGGGGAGAGGCGCCAUCUGUGCGUGUCAGUCCGGAUGCUGCGGCGACGUGGUGCUCCGUGUCCGGGUGGACGGCCGCAGCCUUCCCCCUGAUGUUCGAUAGCAUGCGAGCGACACGGAGGCUCUUCGCCGGGGAACAAAGCACCAGCUCUGGAUACGAUCUGCAAACUGGCAGCCAACUAUGGUGGACCCUUCAGAAGCAGAGGAGGUCAGUAAGUGUAAAGGCCAGCAGCCACCAGCGUCAACAGUGGCCGCCGAUGACCCUCGAGUCUUCCAGCAGGCAGAGGGCGCCACAACAGAGGAGGAUGGCGACGCCAAUUUUGAGACGCCACCGACUGGCAGCACAGAGACAAGCCCCUUUCACUCUGUCACCUUGUCCGAACCAGAGGUCUCCACACCGCCGCCGCCGCCGCCGCCGCCUGCACAGACGGACAAGGAUCCCAAGUUGCACCUGGACCUGUACAACUUCGACUCACCAGCUGCCGAGGGAAGCCGCUACGUGCUGACCAGCCCUCGCUCCCUGGAGGCGUGCGCCCGCUGUGGGGUCAAGCCUGUGGAGCUGCUGCCUCGCCUUUUAUCUGAUUUCGCCCGGGAAGCUCCGGGGCGCUCCAUGCGUGUCGCGACGGGGCUGUUUGAAGUCUACGAGAAGGACAGACACGCCAAGCUGCGGCAGUGCAGGGAAGAGCGAGAGAGGAUAGUGAGGGAAGAAAAAAGACGGGUCUUGCAAGCGACGGUCAACAGCAGCGCAAAUGCAUCGUCGGCACUAACUGAGCCAAAGCACAAAGAUUCCACUGAGUCCGGGUCGGACUUAUCGGCCCCCAAAUCUAAAUCCAAAACCUCAGAGAUCAGCACGUCGAACUGUAGUGACUCUGCAAAGUUAGGCUCCAAUGGCUCCAUUCCGUCGACCCAUCUUUCUCGGCAAGGAUCCACCAAGCGCUCCUCGUCUGAUCCCACCAAAAGGUGGUCCGGUCCGCCACCCGUGACUAGGAAGUCUUCAGGCGGUAAAUCCUGCAACACCUUUCCUCGACCAACGGCGAAGCCCCCUGCGUUCCCCAGAGCUAAUUCCACCUUGUCACCAGGGUCAAAGCCUCCCCCUCAGAAUGGGGCCUCCGUCAACGGUGGUGCCGCUGUCCCUCAGCAAAACGGACACCACGGGUUCCACCCAAAGGCCCGUGGGAAAAGUCACUCAAUGGAGUCACUGCAGAGAAGGCGGGAUCAUGUUUACUCCUCCACCUCGAACACUGCUACGACGACCACAUGCACCUCAUCGGAGUCGGGGGCCUCAUCGUCCUACAGCUGGGACGGAGCGCGGGAUCACUGGGCCAAAGUCUCCAGUCCUCGCGCUCGCACUUUAGCCACCUUUAACUCGCUGAUGGGUCGCAGCCUGAGUCUGGGAGACUUGAGCCACUCUCCCCAGACCACGCAGAAGGUGGAGCGCAUCGUGAAGGAAGUGAAACGCCGAGGUUUGAAUGCCGUCUCGGAGCGAGACCGCAAGAUCGCAGCUUUGAUGCUGGCCAGGUACCAGGAGGAAGACAUCAUGAGUCAAACCCGCUACGUGGCCCACCUGCAGUGGGACAGCGAGCGGAGGAUGGACGAGCUGAGGCGGGAGCAGGAAGACCGGGAGAAGCAGCGAGUGGUGCUGGAGUGCCAGCGAGUUUGGCAGACUCAGGUGUCAAUACGGCAGAGGAGGCUCAGCCAGCAAGAGAGAGAGUCGGCGGCGGCCAAGCUGAGGCAGGCUGAGGAGAAUGAGGAGCGCUGGAAGGAGCUGGCGGAGCAGCAGGAGCGCACCCGGCUGCUGAAGCUACAGCAGGCUGCUCGGGAGGAGAAGCACAAGAAAGCCCUCCAGGAACAGAACCUCAAGUCUCUGGAAGAGGAGCGGGCGGCCAUGUUGGAACAGGAAAGGUUGCUGCUGAAUGAGAAGCUCACCAUGGCCGAGCUGAAGAGGCAGGAGAAGGAGCACCAGGCUCAAGAGGAGAGACGCGGUCUGAAUAAGGCAGAGAAGAGAAGACACGUCGCCCUGAUUCAGGAGAUCGCCCGUCGAGAGCAGGAGGAACGAGAAGAGGCCCGGCGGCUGGCGGAGGAGAAGCUGAACCGCUCGCUGGAGAACUACGAGCAGAUAGUGGAGCGUCGCGGCCAGGAGCUGAAGGAGAAGGCCAAGCGUGAGGAGAAGCAGAUCCAAAAGGCCCGCAAGGCUGCGGAGAAACGCGAGCGCCAGCUGCAGCAGCAGAUGGAAGCUCGCAUGAAGGAGGCGGAGAAACGCGCCCAGCAGGCGGCCCUAGUGGCCGAGGUGCGAGCCAAGGAGAAAGCUCAGCGGGCCGUCCAGAGCCGCCAGGAGAAGGAGCGGCUCCAGAAGCUCAACAGGCAACGGGUGAUCGAGGAGGAGAAGCAGAGGAGGCAGGAGCUGCUGCAGUCCAUCGAGAAGAAGCUGGAGAAGAGCGAGCAGAUCUUCAAGGAGAAGCGGGCGGUGCUGGAAAGCGCCCGCUCCGUGGCGCGAGCAUCUUUCCACGUCCGAGACCGAGUGCGAGAGGAGACCAACAUGCGCACGUUUGAUAAGAUGGCGUUGGAGGCUCAGCUCAAAGCCAGCCUGGAUGAGAAGUAAACCCCGAGGAGGCCUCUGAUCUUCUCUCAAGUUUUGCCUUCGUAAAGUCAAUCAACGCAGCUUUACCCAUUUUCUCAUUAGUAUCGCCCAAAACCUUUGGCCCUUACAUAUCGGUUUUUACUCUGUAUCAUAUCAAAGCAGACGUUUCUUUUUGUACCAUCGCUCUGAGAGGACCUCAGUGGUUCAAGUAGUCCCACAGUGACAAACACCCUCCCUCCCUCGGAAACUCGACCCUUCCCUCCUCUGCCAUGUCUGAGCUUCAGGACUGAAAGCUGGAAAGUGGGCUGGGAUGAAAGGAGUCAUUGUCCGCCAGGAAGCACAACCACCCAGGCUUUCAACCUUCUUCCGCUGUAAGGGAUGGAAGCAAAGAAAACCUGGGAACAUCUGUGAUUCUGACGGAAAUAGCAUGAGAGCCGAGCCUCGGGCCGGACACGUGUCUUGCUGUCAGGUCGGCGCAGGACGGCGGGUCCUGCCGGAGGAGGUCAUGACCUCCAGCUCCCAGCUUCUGUCCACUUCCUGUCCAGCGAGAAGCCAGAAAAGGUCCUGGAGUUGAUCCAAUUUUCCCCUUCUGUUUUCUUCUUCUGGAACAACAUUUAGAUGGGCUCUAACUCAAACACACUCUGAAGCUUGAACUCUUUCCUUCUCAAGUUAGAUCUGAACCUGCAGGCCUUUUAACCACCGAGAAAUGUAGACGGUUCGACCGCAGCUUUAUCAGCACGUCCAGUCCAUCAAGUGUUCCUGACCACCGUCCUUGACCUCGACACGUGGGCUUCUUUUCUAUGCUUUUCUACAUUGUCACCUGAGCAUGCAUGUGCGUGAGAAGAUCUUUAGUUUUCCUGUCGGACGGAGUGAAAACCAUGCAAAAACUCUUUUGUUGUUUUCAUCUUAAAAAUGCAAAGGUGUGUUUGAGAAGGAGAAUAAAAGUUUUUCAAGCUGGAGUUCACUUUUCUGGAGUCAUACAGUUGCCAACAACCGGUGGAGAAAAGCAUGAAAGCCACAACUAGUCAAAGGGUUUUUUAACUUAAUUUAAUGUAAUUCUCAACAACAAAAAAGUGGACACCUGACGCAUCCAUUCAGAAAACACUGCUUACUAGAAGUUUGGUGAAGGUGUUAUUGGGCUGCCAGGGGUCACUAAGAGGUCAGCUAAAGGAGCGCUCCAUUAGAAGGUGGGAUCAUCGGUCAUGGUGGAGUCUUUGCGCGUCAUGAUCUUGUACACGCUCUCUCUGAAGUUGCUGUCGGAUGUCAGCCGUCGCGCUGUCUCUCUCAGCUCGUCCAUGUUUCCCGCAUCAGGAUUGGCCACAGCGAAGGACUUGGAGUGUUUCACUGCCAAGGUAGAUGUUUACUGAGACUUCCUUUAAGAAGACUGUGAAGAAUCUUUGGCUCUGUGAAUCUUACACCAGUGGUGUCUGGAGGCUCUCCUCUGGAUCCUGCAGCUCUUGAUCCUCCGGGCAGCAGCUUUGUGAAGAUAGACGGCGUUCUUCAUGAUGGCGGGGAGUUUGGCCUCGAUCUCAGCUGCGCAGAUACACUCCUCGAAGAAUCCUGCCGCCACACGGGAAGGUCAUGAACACAGUGAAACUGCUCUGAACUGAAGCAGGGCCUGCUCACUCCUCAGCUGGGUCACGUCCCCCUUCAUCCUCUCGUCUCUCUCCCUGGUCCUCUCCAGAGAGUUGAGCCCUUUCUCCAAGUCCUGCAGAGCCUCCUCGGCCUGCUUCAGGCGCUUCUCCAGCUCCACGCGACACUCAAUCUCUGCCUGCGGAUGAGAAGCGCACUUAUAGUAGGAGUGCAAGG
Molecule: messenger RNA, 5155 nt
Organism: Synchiropus splendidus (mandarinfish)
Lineage: Eukaryota; Metazoa; Chordata; Actinopteri; Syngnathiformes; Callionymidae
Gene: ccdc177
Product: coiled-coil domain containing 177
Exons: 8
Coding region: 950-3367 (805 amino acids)
Source: RefSeq, a predicted model, not a curated record